This is a messenger RNA of Drosophila busckii, 860 nucleotides long. RefSeq lists its product as uncharacterized. Lineage: Eukaryota; Metazoa; Arthropoda; Insecta; Diptera; Drosophilidae. The transcript has 4 exons. Bases 75 to 791 code for a protein of 238 amino acids. The record is from RefSeq and is a predicted model, not a curated record.
UGUUGUCAAAAUUUUCGAAAUUUUCAAAAUUUUAUUAUUUGUUUAUUUUAGCAUUUAACGUUUUUAUAAGCAUCAUGGCCAUCAACGUACAUCAGCAACAAGGAGAGCAACAAUUUAUAAGAGAGAAUCUACAGCAAUGCAAGCGGCAGCUUAAAGAGAAAUCUCUACGGACUAUGGCGCUGAGAUUUCAAAGUUUGAUAAUGCUUGCGACUGCUCAAAUCCAAUGCUAUGAACAUAUUUUAGAUGAGGCCAAGAAAAUUACAGAAAAAUUCAAAGCCUUGCUGCGUAAUCAUAAAAUGAAUGCAAUUUAUAGUAAACUGCAAAGAGAUAGUAACAAGUUGUUGCAACAAUUAAAUUUCCUAAAGGUUGAGAUGGCCAAAACGAAUGAGGCUCUAAAUCUGCUCAAGCUACAAUUGCACAAGGAGCAAGAAAAAUUUUUUAAUAGACAUGCUAGCAUUAAAAUUAGCAUAGAACGUAUGAAAACUAUGCAAAGUGAUAGACUAUUGCAACAGUGUGGCUUUUCGUUUACAAGUUAUGCCUCCGGAUUUUUUAUGUUUUUCUACGACAUAUUUUAUUUAGCUGAGCAACUCUUAAAUACUAGAGCCAGCACUAAGCCGACAGCCAACAACUUUACAUGUGAAAUGCAAUUGGCAGCGCCAAUACGUUCUCGUAGCUUAAGCUCUUUUUAUUUUCCCUAUUAUUUGCGUGCGCUGUGGCUGUGUAUAUCCAGCUGGAACUGUGUGCCAAGUCGCUGGGCUAAAGAACCGAAUGUCAGUAUAUUUUGGUGUUAAUUUUUUUUAAUUUUGUCGCUAUAACAAAUUUUAUAAAACACUGCAUUGCAAACUGUAACAGUUCAAAUA